Messenger RNA from Trichoderma asperellum CBS 433.97, 1533 nucleotides. RefSeq lists its product as uncharacterized. The record is from RefSeq and is a predicted model, not a curated record. Gene Ontology annotation, cellular component: membrane. Gene Ontology annotation, biological process: transmembrane transport. NCBI's taxonomy places the organism in Eukaryota, Fungi, Ascomycota, Sordariomycetes, Hypocreales, Hypocreaceae. Gene Ontology annotation, molecular function: transmembrane transporter activity.
AUGCCUACGGUCGAGCCCAUCUUCACCGAAAUAUCCGCCUCGACGUCGCCAACAGUGACGUCGCCGUCCUCGCCAACUCCCACGGUUACGUGUCCCAGCGACCAGAAUCUCACUUCUCUGGCGGACAUCAAAAGCAGCCAAGAUGAGAAACGCGAAAGCGAUGCUGCUGCGGUAGUGGAACUUGGUCCGGGUGAUGUGGAGGCCCAGCGUGAGAGCCAGAGCCAGAGCCAAGAAGAGCUGGACCUUUCUAUUCCGCCGCCUGAUACAAGCAAAGAAGCAUGGCUCUUCCUGGCGGCUUGUUUUAUGAUGGAGGUCAUGGUAUGGGGUUUUCCAUUUGCCUUUGGCAUCUUCCAGGACUACUACCGCACUCACGAACCAUUUAAAGGCUCGUCCAAGACGGCCAUCAUAGGAACCUGCGCCACGGGCAUCAUGUAUCUCGACGCCCCCCUCGUCAUCGCCCUCGCCCGCCUCUAUCCCAACCAAGGACGGCUGAAUCCCACCAUCGGCCUGCUCAUGAUGUGCGUCGCCCUCGCGCUCUCGUCCUUUGCGACAAACACGACGCACCUCAUCCUCACGCAGGGCGCGCUGUACGGCAUCGGCGGCUCCAUCGCCUACAACCCGUGUCUGAUGUACGUCGACGAGUGGUUCGACCGCCGCAAGUGCAUGGCCUAUGGCCUCAUGUGGUCCGCAACGGGCCUCGGCGGCUUCACGAUCCCGCUGGUUCUCGAGGCGUUGCUCGGCCGCUAUGGGUUCCGCGCCACGCUGCGGAUAUGGGCGGUGGCUCUCUUUGUGGUGACGAUGCCUCUGGUGUAUUUCGUGAAGCCCCGUCUGCCGCCGUCAAUGACUGCUCACAUCAAGCCGCUGGAUUGGGGCUUCAUGAGGACUCGCGUCUUUGCGAUAUACCAGCUGGGCAACGUGAUCGAAGGCAUGGGGUUCUUCUUGCCGGGUAUUUUCCUGCCGACGUAUGCGCAGGACAUUCUCGGUGCGGGUUCGUUUGCUUCUGCGGCUACGCUGCUGGUGCUCAACAUUGGGUCGGUGGUUGGGCCUGUGACGAUGGGGAUGCUGGUUGACAGAUUGCAUGUUACGACCUGCAUUCUGAUAUCGACCGUAGGAGCUGUUUUCGGUGUUCUUCUUCUGUGGGGUCUGGGCUCCAACAUUGGCAUUCUGUAUGUCUUUUGUCUCUCCUAUGGCAUCUUCGCCGGCUCAUUUACGACUUCGUGGCCAGGCAUCAUGAAGCAUGUCGUCAAGGUUGCUACCGAAAGAGACAAGGCAGCCAGCGCUGGAGACCUUGAUGGCAUGAGCGUGAGUAAGUAUGAUCCGCUCAUGGUGAUUUCGUUCCUCUCCAUUGGUAGAGGUGUUGGGAAUAUUGUAUCAGGCCCGCUGAGCGAGGCUCUGAUCAGGGGUAUGCCGUGGCAGGGCCAGGCUGCUGGAGGGUAUGGGAGUGGCUAUGGUGUUUUGAUUGUAUUUACGGGUGUUACGGCGUUGGUGGGAUGUGUGAGCUUUGUUGCGAAUAAACUGGGAUGGAUGAAAUAG